This is a messenger RNA of Ilex paraguariensis (yerba mate), 797 nucleotides long. The record is from the annotation of a GenBank genome assembly. Lineage: Eukaryota; Viridiplantae; Streptophyta; Magnoliopsida; Aquifoliales; Aquifoliaceae.
GCAUCAACCCAUUUCUAAAGAUUACACCUUUUUAAGUAUUUUAUUUUGCUUUCAAGUUUCAUACGCCAAGUUCGAAUUUGUUCCUAAUACAACCAAGAACAAGAAGAGAGAGCAGAGAGAGAAUGGGGAAAGACAGGAAGGUUGGGGUGGCAAUGGAUUUCUCGAAGAGCAGCAAGACGGCUCUGCAAUGGGCUAUUGACAACUUGGGUGAAAAAGGUGAUACCUUCUACAUCAUCCACAUCAAGUCUCAUGCAUCCGAUGAGGCUCGCAAUCAACUCUGGUCCAAAUCUGGUUCACCUCUCAUUCCUCUGGUGGAGUUUCGUGAACCAGAAGUGAUGAACAAGUACGAAGUGAAGAUUGAUAUUGAAGUUCUUGACACGCUUGACACUGCUUCCAGGCAAAAAGAGAUAAUCUUUGUUACGAAACUGUAUUGGGGAGACGCAAGAGAGAAGCUGUGUGAAGCUAUUGAAGAGCUGAAGCUGGAUUCAUUGGUCAUGGGAAGCAGGGGACUUAGCACCAUCAAAAGGAUAAUCUUGGGAAGCGUGACCAACUACGUGAUGGCAAAUGCUGCUUGCCCUGUGACCAUCGUCAAAGAUCCAGAUUUCCACAAGCCCUGAACAAGAUUUUCAAAUGAUAUCAAAUAAGAACUUGCAUGUUCUUUCCUGCUUUUUGUUCGGUGUUUUGGUUUGAAAGUUUAUGCACUUGACUUGAUUAAGUUUUUAUACAAGAGAAAAGUUGAUGAUAUGUGAUAUUUUAAGCACUAAAUAUUUGGAAAUAAUAAAUAUGUUUUGGUGUGG